AUGGCAACAGCCCCCUCAUCAGCCGCACCCUGGCGCACAAGAUUCGAAACCCACCUGAACAAAAACAGCUCGAGCGAAUUCCUCCUCUCAACAAUCGGGCACGACGCACAGAACCGGCCCGUCCCUCGCUCCCGCGUCUGCGGCUUCCGCGGCUUCUUCCCAACCCCCGAUCUCCAUUCCAGCGCGGCCGAGACGCUGGAGAAGCAAGCUGGGGGCGGGAAUCCGGGGGUGUAUGAGAGUGAUAUGAUUACGUUUACGACGGAUGUGAGGAUGGAAAAGGUGGGGCAGCUUUCGGCGUCCGGGAACGUGGUUGAGGGGGUGUUUUGGUUGAAGGAUGUGGGGAGUCAGUGGCGGGUGAAGGGGGUUGCGUUUGUGAUUGGGGAUGCUGGGGGAGGGGAAGGUGAGGAUGAGGCGAGGAGGGAGAUUCAGAGGGGAUUGAGGGUGAAGGAUGGUGAGGAGGGGAGAGUGGGUGAUUGGGGGUGGGAGAAGCAGGUGACGACUUAUUUUGCGAAUCAUACGCCUGUUUUAAGAGGUUCAUUUAAGAGUCCUCCUCCUGGACAACCCAGAUCCCAAGUUCCUGCGGACCCUAAUGUUAAACUCGGUCAGAAGGUGGACGAUAUUUUCGAUCCUAUUGCCCGGAAGAACUUCAGGGUAGUGGUUAUUCGGCCAGAGGAAGUUGAGCAGUUGGAUGUGUCGGAUUAUGAGAAUCCACAGCGGUGGAAUUGGACGUGGGACGAAAAGAAAGGCCAGUGGGAGGAGGUUGAAUUGUGGCCGUGA
This is a messenger RNA of Aspergillus wentii DTO 134E9, 777 nucleotides long. RefSeq lists its product as uncharacterized. Gene Ontology annotation, molecular function: FMN binding. The record is from RefSeq and is a predicted model, not a curated record. NCBI's taxonomy places the organism in Eukaryota, Fungi, Ascomycota, Eurotiomycetes, Eurotiales, Aspergillaceae. The transcript has 2 exons. Bases 1 to 777 code for a protein of 258 amino acids.